Molecule: messenger RNA, 711 nt
Organism: Brassica napus (rape)
Lineage: Eukaryota; Viridiplantae; Streptophyta; Magnoliopsida; Brassicales; Brassicaceae
Exons: 1
Coding region: 188-652 (154 amino acids)
Source: RefSeq, a predicted model, not a curated record
CAAAGUUAAAUAAUAUCCCCUCCCUAAUCAUUCUCUUUCAACAUUUUCUUUAUAUUGAAGCUUCACUUAUUCCUCCACGUUUCUCUCUUGAAGAAGAAAAACACUCUUGUGUAUUACACAUACACUGAUACACAAUACAGAAUCACCGGAAGAAGGAAAAAAAAAGCAAUAUCAUCACUAGAGGCACAUGAACUCAGUAUGUAUCUCUAGCUGCAUCGACGAUGCACGUGACACUCGUGUGCCGGUUCGCACCACGUACGUGAACCUCUAUAAGUGGCCUGAGUCGGACGCUGAGUUCGUCCGCUCCGUCCGACGUGGAGGCGGCGUGCCUGCGGCUCGUGUGGUGGAUAGCAUAUCUUGCCGGCAGAUGUAUCUCCGGAGCUACACGUUCUCUCGGGAAGACGACGACGAUACUAGCUUGCCGCCAGCGACGCGGACGUCUUGUCUAGAGAGGGUUAAGCAAAAGGUGUCUUUCAGAAGAGGGAGUAAGGAAGGAAGUGACAUCAUCGCUGAGAAGGCAAAACCGCGUCGCCAUCGUGAGAAGAGGAGAGUUAGAAAGAAGAAGAGAGAACAAGCUUGUUCUGUUAUGUUCAGGUUUUUUCGAAGGUUGAUGUCUUGUGCUGCGACCGUAGAUGUUGUUGAUCCAAACUAGUUAAGUUCAUUAUACAUUUUGUAUUAAACUCUUAAUUAAUAUUAAUUGAGCUUUAAAUC